Enterobius vermicularis (human pinworm) is the source of this 231-nucleotide messenger RNA. The record is from the annotation of a GenBank genome assembly. NCBI's taxonomy places the organism in Eukaryota, Metazoa, Nematoda, Chromadorea, Rhabditida, Oxyuridae.
AUGUUAAGAGAUGUCAGAUAUAGUCCAAGUGCUGACUGUGGUGAGCACAAGGGCUAUUGUCUAUGUUUCAUGUGUCCUGUUUUGUAUGUGUGUCCUGUCCUCGUUCCUUGUCUAUGUAGUGUGUCUAUGGAAAGUCCUGCUGUAGCCUACGGUUACAGUGGGGCUAUUUCCACUUUAUGUGUUUUGGAUAUCGACGACGAUGGAUUAUGUUUUAUGUUUUAUGUUGUGUGA